Messenger RNA from Drosophila serrata, 2026 nucleotides. RefSeq lists its product as uncharacterized. Gene Ontology annotation, molecular function: DNA-binding transcription factor activity, RNA polymerase II-specific; zinc ion binding; RNA polymerase II cis-regulatory region sequence-specific DNA binding. Gene Ontology annotation, biological process: regulation of DNA-templated transcription. The record is from RefSeq and is a predicted model, not a curated record. Gene Ontology annotation, cellular component: nucleus. Lineage: Eukaryota; Metazoa; Arthropoda; Insecta; Diptera; Drosophilidae.
UCAGCACUGCACGGUGGAGCGAAAGGAAUAAUAAUAAAAAUGAUCUGGCAACACUGGAUGGUGGAGCGAAAGGAAUAAUAAAAACUAUAAUAAAAAUGAUCUGUCGCCUGUGUCUGAACGCGCUGGACGAGCAGAACGCGGUGCUGCUGUUCGGUGGCGCCGGCGCAGGCAGUGCGCCCACCGAUGCGGACGACAGCGACGGGACCGGCGGCAAGGUGAUGCCGGAAAGCUACUUGGUGCAACUGAUCUCGAUCCACUUGUACCUCUGCCUGUCGCGCGACGACGCCAUCUCCACCUGCAUAUGCACCGAGUGCUGCGCCCAGCUGGAGAGCUUCCACAACUUCUGGAAGCUGGUGGAGCUAAAGCAGACAACGCUUUGCAGCCAGUUCCUGGAAAUCGACUGCGAUGUAAAUUGGUCGGAGGACGGCGGUGGCGGCGAGCCGGACGCUCAGCUGGAGCCGCACACCGCACACCUGAUCCUAGAGCCGGAGUUCCCUGAAAUCUGGGUAAAGACCGAGCCGAAGGCGGCGGCCACGACACCGACCACAGUCAACAAGUUCCCGUGCAUGUUCUGCGAAAAGUCGUUCAAGAUGCGGCGCUACCUCGAAGAGCACAUCGCCACGCACACGGGCGACCGGCCCAUAGCCUGUCCCUACUGCGAAAUGGCCUUUCGCUGUCGCUCCAAUAUGUAUACGCACGUAAAGAGCAAACAUACCACUCAGUGGCUGAAGGCACGUGAGGAGCGGGAUGCGGCCAAGUCGCAGAAUCAGGGAGCCGUGCUUGGCACCGAGGCAAGACUGGAGCCGGUGGAUGAGCCAGCUCCUACGACUGCCACUGCCCCUGCCUCUGCUCCGGCAGUAGUGUCUGUCUCUCUCGUGCCCGCGUCAUCUCCUGUUCUCGUGUCCGCUGCCCCGACAGCAGCGCCUCAGCCCUCACCUCCCAUUGUUGAACAGCAGCCGCUACCGCUGCCGCUGUCGGUGAUCAAAAGCGAACCCGGCGAGGCCAUCAAUCUGACCAUGACCAAGGCUCCGCCGUCAUCAGCUAGUCGGGUAUCCCGCACUCGCUCCAGCCGCCGCAAGACACACUCACCCAAGAAGGUGCAGCACACGGAGGACAGCGAUGCCAGCGACGAGGAUCUGCCCCAGAAGCGUCUCAAGGAAAACGAGUUAAUAUUGGCCAACUACAAUGCCGUGGCUGCUGCCGUGGUGGCCGCUGCUGCAGCCUCAACGCUCACCGGCGGCAGUGGCUCUGUUCAGCCGGACAGCCUCCAGCAGCGCCUGUGCGCAAGUCUCCUCCAGCAACAGCAGCAACAGGACCAACUCUUCGCCGUCAUGUCCGCAACGGCGGCUGCCGCCGCAGCGGUUAGUUCGCAUUGUGCCUCCACUACCACAACGACGACGACGACAACAGGUCCAAUUCUGGGCAAUCCCUACAGCUCCCCGCCAGCUGAGGCAGAUAGACGAACCCUGGACAAACGGCGAAACAACCAGCCGCCGCCCCCGCCUACGUCCAUUCAGGCUGCCGCACCCAUACCCAUGAUUUGUCCCAAUUGCGGUGAGCUGCCCGGGCAGAACCAUCGCUGCUUAAGCAAGCCUAAGUACGCCUGUGAUGUGUGCGGGAAGUGUUUCAAGAUGAAGCGCUACCUGGAGGAGCACUUUGCCACGCACACGGGCGUCAAGCUGCACACCUGCGCCUUCUGCCCCACGGAGUUCCGGUCCAAAUCCAAUAUGUACCAUCAUACCAAGCGCAAGCACAAAGCGGAAUGGGAGCGGUCGCGGGCAACGCGCUCAGCGGCCAAGGCGGGCGCCCAGGAGCAGCAGCAACAGCAGGAGCAGUCAGGGCCAGCUGCCGUCUAGGAUAUAUCGAUUACAAAUAUACUUAUUAUUUUUUGCAUAUAUAUAUAUAUGUGUAUUAGCCAUUACACCGAUGUACUUAUCCCAAGUUUUGUAAACUCCAGUUCCGGCCAGCGCCACUUUUGUGUAUACUCUUCUCGUUCUCUAUAAUGCCUUAACCAGUUGGAUUUGGA